Messenger RNA from Darwinula stevensoni, 940 nucleotides. The record is from the annotation of a GenBank genome assembly. Lineage: Eukaryota; Metazoa; Arthropoda; Ostracoda; Podocopida; Darwinulidae.
AUGAGUGUGAGCACAGACACGCCGCCUCCACCCGUGGGCGGGGUGUCCCCGCAACCGGCGAACCUGUCAGGAUCUCCACCAGUCAGCUGUCCCUCCCCGUGGCAGGACAUCAAACCGAACCCCAUUCCCGUUCAAGUGUCCAACAGUUAUAUGCCUCAGUACGCGUGGUAUCAGACGGACUCGUCCAUCGCUCACCACGGCCUACUCACGUAGGGACUCCGAGGACUGAUAUUUUCCAGUAUUAUCGAGGGACAAUAUCUCUCUUGACAACAAGUUCUCUCCUUCACUUUUUUUGUGUCGGCUCGACGGAGCCCGAGGAUACAGCAUUAUCCAAAGUGUCAGUGUUCAAAUUGUUCUUUUUUUUUCUCUCUCUCUCCCCCUCUUCGGUGGAUUUCUUCUCGUUUCGAGCGCGGAGGGAAGGCAAGGUGGGGUCGGGUUGCAAUCGGCCGAAUGCGGCUGCAUGCGAUGUGGGCCAGUGUUGUUGAAUUUUUGAGGCCGCGAGAACGCCUAUGGGCGAAAACGGCUGGAAAUUAUGCAUGAGCCCCAUGUCAGUAGCUUCGGCUUUGGGUCCUGCGUGAUCGGGGAAGUCACGCGAUCCGGGCAUCAGGUUUGAAAGCCGCAUGGGAAGGGAAAGAGACUCAUGACUAUCCGGGUUCUCAUGAGCGAGUCAACAGGAAAACCAGAUCGUGGGCCGACACACACAGACGGACAUGCAACACAACACGCCUCGCUUUUUCCUCUCCUUUUUUUUUCCUCUCUCUCUCUCUCUCUCUCUCCCUCACUAUUUUCUCUCUCCUUGCAUGAGUGGAUAUCUCGUUGUGGUCUCUCCCUCACCAAAGAUCAAAAACCUGCACGACAUUCCAAAGACUCCAUUCAUGCAACGGAAACCCUCUCAUGCCCUCUCAUGCCCUCAUGCCCUCUCAUGCCCUCAUGCCCUCUC